AUGCUACAGAAGCUGGGAGCGGUGUCAGACGACCCAGCGGUGCUCACUCGCACCUACCUCAGCCCUGCCCAUCGCCAGGCCGCCCAGCUGCUCAAGGCCUGGAUGCAGGCGGCCGGCAUGGACAGCUGGGUGGACGCCAUCGGGAACGUGCACGGCCGCGUGGAGGGCUCCCUCCCCGGCCCCGCCACCUUCACCGGCUCCCACUACGACACGGUGGUGGAUGGCGGGAAGUACGACGGCGCGCUGGGCAUCAUCGCCGGCAUUGCGGCCGUGAAGGCCCUUGUGCUGGAGGCCGCGGUGGCGCGGGGCGCGCUCACGCGGGAAGAAGCUGCUCGGUUGCCCGUGGACCCUGCUCUGGGCACGACGGCGCUGCCUACCACCUUGAAUGCCAGCGCGCUUCUCCGUCGCAGCUUGCGCGUCGUGGGCUUCGCGGACGAGGAGGGCGUGCGCUUCCAGUCCACCUACCUGGGCUCGCGCGCGCUGGCGGGCAGCCUGGCGGCCUCGGGCGCGCUGGACGCGCGCGACGGCGCGGGUGUCACGCUGCGGGAGGCGCUGGCGGCCGAGGGCGCGGGCGACGAGGCCGCGCUGCGCGCGCUGGGCGUCGUGCCGAGCGCCGCUCGGGCCUACGUGGAGGUGCACAUGGAGCAGGGGCCGGUGCUGGAGGCUGCCAACUCACGCCUGGCAGCCGUGUCGGGCAUCGCAGGCCAGGCGCGGCUGGCCAUGCGCCUUGCUGGAAGCCAGGGUCACGCAGGGACGGUGCCCAUGGCCCUGCGCCGCGACCCGCUCCCGGGCGCGGCCGAGGUGGUGCUGGCGCUGGAGCGCCUCUGUGCGCCGGGGGAAGACGGAGCCGGCACGGGCCUGGUGUGCACGGUCGGCACGCUGGCGCUCUGGCCGGGAGCCAGCAACGUCAUCCCGGGGCGAGUUUUGGAGGGAUCCGUCCAGCUCAGCAUGGACAUCCGGAGCCGGUCCGACUCGGAGCGCGAGGCCAAGGUGCGCGAGUCGGUGGCGGCGCUGGAGGGCGUCUGCGCCCGCCGCCGGCUGGACUGCGAGUGGGAGCUGCGGCACCAGGCCCCCGCCGUGCUGGCCGACGAGGGCGUGACCCAGGCCCUGAUGGCCGCCGUGGCGGCCAGCGCCGGCCUGACGGACGCCAUCCUGGCCGAAGGUCUCGCACCAAACACACCGGCAAACGCAGACGGCGAGGGUGCCGAUGAGGAGCCCAGCCACGGGUCGCCCCCGGCCGCCCACGCUCCAGCCGACGGCGGCGGCGCAGCCUUCGCUGCCGCCGUGGCCGGCCCGCUGGUCAGUGGAGCAGGGCACGACGCCGCGGAGAUGGCACGCCUGACGCGCAUGGGCAUGCUGUUCGUGCGGUGCCGCGCCGGGGUGAGUCAUAGCCCGCUGGAGUACGUCGCGCCGGACGAUGUGGCCGCCGCGACGGCGGCGCUGCAUGCCUACCUGGCCGGCGAGGAGGCCGCGUGA
Molecule: messenger RNA, 1476 nt
Organism: Auxenochlorella protothecoides
Lineage: Eukaryota; Viridiplantae; Chlorophyta; Trebouxiophyceae; Chlorellales; Chlorellaceae
Product: Allantoate deiminase
Exons: 6
Coding region: 1-1476 (491 amino acids)
Molecular function (GO): hydrolase activity, acting on carbon-nitrogen (but not peptide) bonds, in linear amidines
Source: RefSeq, a predicted model, not a curated record